Molecule: messenger RNA, 1089 nt
Organism: Vanderwaltozyma polyspora DSM 70294
Lineage: Eukaryota; Fungi; Ascomycota; Saccharomycetes; Saccharomycetales; Saccharomycetaceae
Product: 60S ribosomal protein uL4
Exons: 1
Coding region: 1-1089 (362 amino acids)
Biological process (GO): translation
Cellular component (GO): ribosome; cytosolic large ribosomal subunit
Molecular function (GO): RNA binding; structural constituent of ribosome
Source: RefSeq, a predicted model, not a curated record
AUGUCUCGUCCUCAAGUUACCGUUCAAUCUUUGACUGGUGAAGCUACUUCUACUGCUUUGCCAUUACCAGCUGUUUUCUCAGCUCCAAUCCGUCCAGAUAUUGUUCACUCUGUUUUCACUUCUGUUAACAAGAACAAGAGACAAGCUUACGCUGUCUCCGAAAAGGCUGGUCACCAAACUUCCGCCGAAUCCUGGGGUACUGGUAGAGCUGUUGCCCGUAUUCCAAGAGUUGGUGGUGGUGGUACCCACAGAUCUGGUCAAGCUGCUUUCGGUAACAUGUGUCGUGGUGGUCGUAUGUUUGCUCCAACCAAGACCUGGAGAAAGUGGAACGUUAAGGUUAACCACAACGAAAAACGUUACGCUACUGCUUCCGCUAUCGCUGCUUCCGCUGUCGCUUCUUUGGUUUUGGCUAGAGGUCACAAGGUCGAAAAGAUUCCAGAAAUCCCAUUGGUUGUCUCCAAGGACUUGGAAUCUAUCAAGAAGACCAAGGAAGCUGUUGCUGCUUUGAAGGCUGUCGGUGCUCAAGCCGAUUUGGUCAAGGUCUUGAAAUCCAAGAAAUUGAGAGCCGGUAAAGGUAAGUACAGAAACAGAAGAUGGACUCAAAGAAGAGGUCCAUUGGUCGUUUACGCUGAAGACAACGGUAUCGUUAAGGCUUUCAGAAACGUUCCAGGUGUUGAAACCGCUAACGUUGCUUCUUUGUCUUUGUUGCAAUUGGCUCCAGGUGCUCACUUGGGUAGAUUCGUCAUCUGGACUGAAUCUGCUUUCGCUAAAUUGGACCAAGUCUGGGGUUCUGAAACCGUCGCCUCUUCCAAGGCCGGUUACUCUUUACCACAAAACAUCAUCUCCACUUCUGAUGUUACCAGAAUUAUCAACUCUUCUGAAAUCCAAUCCGCUGUUAGACCAGCUGGUCAACCAUCUCAAAAACGUACUCACGUUAUGAAGAAGAACCCAUUGAAGAACAAACAAGUCUUGUUGAGAUUGAACCCAUACGCUAAGGUUUUCUCCGCUGAAAAGUUGGGUUCCAAGAAGGCUGAAAAGGCUUCCGCUAAGCCAGCUGCUGUCUUCUCUGAAACUUUGAAGCACGACUAA